Messenger RNA from Lates calcarifer (barramundi perch), 1980 nucleotides. RefSeq names its product hairy/enhancer-of-split related with YRPW motif-like protein. Lineage: Eukaryota; Metazoa; Chordata; Actinopteri; Centropomidae. Gene Ontology annotation, biological process: regulation of transcription by RNA polymerase II; anterior/posterior pattern specification; circulatory system development. The record is from RefSeq and is a predicted model, not a curated record. Gene Ontology annotation, molecular function: protein dimerization activity; RNA polymerase II cis-regulatory region sequence-specific DNA binding; DNA-binding transcription factor activity, RNA polymerase II-specific. Gene Ontology annotation, cellular component: nucleus.
GUGACAAGCCAGGGAAGGGCAGAUUAAAGGGAGGGAGGAGGGACAGGGAGAGGAGGCGGGGGAGCCAAAACUGGCAACCCUGCCCCAACUGCCAAAGUCCUAUUUUGUCAUUGGGUGGCUGUGACAGAGAGAGGGAGCCAAGAGAGAAAUAACAGAGAAAGAGAGAGAGAGGGAGAAAGCGAGAGACUACGAUUGGAUGCCAGUGAUAGAGUAAAAGACUAAAGCAGCUUGUGAAUUUUCUUAGUUGUCAUGGGCCCUUGGGGGUCGAUCAAGUGGCACCGCUGACUCACAGAGGAGAGGACAGAAGACACAUCAAGAAACAACAACAACCACAAAAAACGCGCACAAGUGACAAGAAGUAACUAAGGACAACAAAGCUUUUAUAAGUAACAGCUUGAGAGAAACACAAGAGAGUGAGGGGCACCCAGGGUGAGUGUCUCAUCCAGAGGGGAGACGGUCUUUAGUGUGAGAGCAGCUGACAAGAUCACCCAGAUCCUUCGGUCCAUCGUCCAUCUGUCAGUCCGUCUACUGAGGAAGAGGCAGAGACAUGAAGAGACCUCACGACUACAGCUCCCCAGACUCGGACACAGACGAGUUUAUUGACGUGGGACAAGAAGACAGCUAUUGCCCAGUCACCGGGUCCAUGUCUCCUGGCAGCGCCUCGCAGAUUCUGGCUCGAAAGAAGAGAAGAGGGGUGAAGAGGCGCAGAGACCGCAUCAACCACAGCCUGUCAGAGCUCCGCAGACUUGUACCCAGUGCUUUUGAGAAACAGGGUUCAUCUAAGCUGGAGAAAGCAGAGAUUCUGCAGAUGACAGUGGACCACCUCAAACUGCUGCAUGCCAUGGGAGGAAAAGGAUACUUUGCGAGGGCCUUGGCAGUCGAUUAUAGGACCCUGGGUUUUAGGGAGUGUGUUGGGGAGGUGGUGCGGUACCUCAGUUCCCUUGAGGGGGAGUCCCCGGACCCUAUAGGAGCCCGCCUGUCCCACCUCUCACACUGCGCAAGUGAGUUAGACCCUCUCCUCUUACAGUGCCCCGGCUCCGCCUUGCCCUUCCCUCCUUGGCCGUGGGCGUCCUUUCCUCAGAUCUCCCCCACCUCGCCAGCCUCCUCCUCGCCUCCAUUCCCCAACGGGCGACGGGAUCUCGCCCUGCUGGGGAGCUACCCAUCGCCUGCCUCCCUCCGCCUCGCCCCCUUGGCUGGCUGCCAGCAAGGCGCACCGCCACUCCUCGCGCCCACAGCUCUGGCCACCGUCCACAGGAUGCCCUCCCUCGCUGCGUCCCCAGCCCUCGCCCCCUCCAGGCCGACCCAGCCAUCCCCUCACUGUGCCACCAGGGCCUCGCCUCUUCCCCUCCCCACUUCCUCUUCCUCUCCCUCCUCCUCCUCCUCCUCUUCUACUUCAUCAACCUCUGCUCCGCCGCAAGUCUCUUUCAGGCCCUUUGCGCCUCUGGGGUCUCCCACAGCCCAGCGCAGGGGCUUGAGCGGUUCAGCCAAGGCGACCCAGGGAUGGGGGACUGAGAUCGGAGCCUUCUGAAGCUCAACUCGGUUUUGUUUUCCAAAUGAACUCUGUACAGUGGACAUGGAGCUCCCAUGUGCACCAUGUAGCAAAUAUGAUACCUUUGGAGAAAAUAAUGGACCUUUGAUGAUUGUCUCCACCUUUAAGGGACUCUAAAAGCCAUAUCAGACUAUGGGUGAAGUUUUAGAUAAACACAAACAAUCAUGUAUGAUAAUAGAAUGGAGGAAUGUGAAGGAAUAGAAGGUUUGAAUAAAUCCAUGUUCAUGAUCUUGCUUGACAAAUACACACAUAGAAGAGUGUCCAACAGAGCCAUAUAUACAACGCUCAACGGGUUGAUGUUGAGUUUUCACUGAUCUUUUAACUGUGAUAAUUGUUUUUUUUUUUUUCUCCAAAACAUUUAUACAUUUGAUUACCUUUUCCAACUCUGAGGAAUGUUUGACAAAAAUCUCUAUAAAGACUAAGUGCCUUUA